Messenger RNA from Podarcis muralis (Common wall lizard), 402 nucleotides. NCBI's taxonomy places the organism in Eukaryota, Metazoa, Chordata, Lepidosauria, Squamata, Lacertidae. The record is from RefSeq and is a predicted model, not a curated record.
UUUCUCCUGAGUCAGGCAGAGGAGAGGAAGCAGGCGGAGCAGCAGGGAAAGGAACUGUUUGCAGACAAGGGCUUGGAUUCCUCAGAGAGGACUCUGUGGGAAACCAGAGAGAGGCUGUUGGGUGACCAAAUGAUGCCAUCAAGACAUGCUCCUCCAUCUUUUCAUGGUGCUGGAGGGGAAGCAGCGGCUGUGGAACCAGAUCAAGGUCCAGUGUGCUUUGAAGAUGUUGCUGUUCAUUUCACAGAUGAGGAAUGGGUGUUGCUGGAUCCUGACCAGAGAGCUCUGCAUAAGGAAGUCAUGGAGGAGAAUCGUGAGGUCAUGGACUCUCUCAGUGCUGAUGAAUUGGAAAUUAAGAACAAGAAGAGACCACUGCAAAAUCCACACAGUGGAGAAGCCAUAUAA